CUUCCCUACAGCAAUACAGCGAAUGCUCACCCGGGUCAUCACAACGCUACACCACCUCCAAGAACGCUGACUGUGGUUCUGUCAGCGGUCUCACUAAGGGCAGGCUGGCUCGCUGUGAUUGGCCUCUGACAGCACUUCCAACACUUAUGAGAAUACGAAUGGGAACGUAAGUAAAAAGGGUAUCCCAAAUGAAAAGAGAGACCACAACACUUUCAUAAGAUGGAUCCAUCAGAGAAUAACACGCCUGGUUCUCAUGAUGAAGAAACACAAGAACACAAAGAAACUCUAAGUCAGUCUAAUCAAGAAGAGGAGAAUGAAGCUGUGCCUUUGAUUGAGUCUAGCACUCAGGCUGAUGCCAACCCAAAAGUGAUUACGGAAAAUGCUGUGAGAGUAGCUUUUCUACCACCUGCAGAGGAGGCAGAUCUUCCAGUAUCAGAGUCACUGGUGCAUGGUGAUGCAUCUUACAGUGCCGAUGAUAAUUCUUCUUACAGUGACGAAGAGGCAGAUAUAGAUCAAGAUAUUGAUGAUGCUCUAGAUGAAGGAUACAUGGGUAUGGAAUGCACUUUAGAGCGUGGAUUUUCACUUAAUGAAGCAGCUAUUGCCCGUGAUCUUCGUUAUGAGCGGUAUGACGAAGUUGCUGUGAAAUACGAGAGAAAUCAUUCUUUUUCAAAAUACCAGCCUUCAUUGAAGCAUUUUAUACCAGUCAGAAAAUCUUCAGAGGAAAAAGAUGAAAUGCCUGUAGACUCAGCUGGUCUGUAUGGCUUUGUCUCAUACUCCUGGAUCACUAGUCUCAUGUGGAAAGCAUACAAGAAAGGAUUGAAAGAGGAGGAUGUUCCCAUCUGCUCAAAGUAUGAUAUGUGUGACUACAAUACUGACAGGUGAUAAAUCUGUUUGCUAAUGAUGCUCAGCGUAUAUAUGACUUUGUUGUGUUGGGUCCUCUUAUAAUUGGAGGACCUGUCGUGGCUAUUGGAGGUGUCAUUUACAUCUUGUGGCUGUUAGGACCCUGGGCAUUGUUUGGCAUGUUGACCUUCCUGCUCUUCUACCCAUUUCAGUAUGGCAUCUCUCGUUUGACUGGGUACCUGCGCCGCCGCACAGUAACAGUCACUGAUGAGCGAGUACGGAUGAUGAAUGAAUUGUUGACAUGUGUCAAGCUUAUCAAAAUGUAUGCAUGGGAAAAAAGUUUUGCUUCUAGUAUUACAGAGAUAAGAAAACGUGAGAGACACCUGCUGGAAAAGUCGGCCUAUGUUCAGAGCAUCAGUUUGGCUAUGGCUCCAACAGUUCCCGUGAUUGCAGCUAUUGUUACCUUCCUGGCUCACAUUGGUGCUGGAUAUAACCUUACAGCUGCACAGGGUAUGACUGUCAUCUCCUAUCUCUUAGGCAAUGUCCGUGCAUCUUUUAACAUGCUGAGAUUUUCAGUGAGAGCGUUUGUUGAAGGUCUUGAUUCUGUCAGAAGAAUAAAGAGUAUUUUACUGAUGGAUGAGUUGGAGCCCUACCUCAAGACUCCACAAGAACCUGAUACAGCUGUGGUACUGGACCAAGCCACCCUUGCAUGGGAUGCUGUCUCUUCCUUCAAAAAGAAGAAGAAGAAGAGGAGGAGGAACAAAAAGGAUGGCAUAACUCCAGCUGAUCAACUGAUGCCAAAAGUAGUGGACUUGAAGCACAUUGAUGUUCUCUUUGACUUAUGUCUCUCCAUUAAGAAGGGAGAACUCAUUGCUGUGUGUGGUAGUGUUGGUGCUGGAAAAUCAUCUUUCAUAUCAGCUCUACUUGGUCACAUGCGUUUACAGUCAGGAGAAGUGUAUUUACAAGGAACAUGUGCAUAUGUUGGCCAACAAGCAUGGAUCAUGAAUGCUUCCUUUAGGGAAAAUAUUUUGAUGGGUGAAGCAUUUGAUGCCAAAAGGUAUUAUCGUGUGAUAUACGCCUGCAACCUUACCCAAGAUGUUGGAGCUAUGCCUGCUGGAGAUUUCACAGAAAUUGGAGAACGAGGUAUUAAUUUGUCUGGAGGACAGAAACAACGUUUAUCACUUGCCAGGGCGCUUUAUGCAAACAGGGAUAUCUAUUUAUUGGAUGAUCCUUUGAGUGCUGUAGAUGCUCAUGUUGGCAGCCACAUCUUCCAGUGGGUUAUCAAAGGUGCUUUAAGAAAUAAGACAACAGUGUUUGUCACACAUCAGCUGCAGUACUUGCCCCUUUGUGACCGUGUAGUUUACUUGCGUGAGGGAAAGAUCGCAGAGCUGGGAACACACUCAGUUUUAAUGGAGGACAACAAAGAAUAUGCUGCUCUAUACAGAACCCAUAUGGAAACAGUUGAAAAUCAGGAAAAGGAAAGCAAGACUGAGGAAACAGAUGCUGGAGGACGCCAGCGGCAAGACUCGGUCAUUUCAGGAGGAAGUAGCAUAAACGGAUAUCAGAAGAAUAGUCCUGAGAAAAGUCCAGUCAAGGAAGUUAAGAAGAAUCCAGAAGAUGGUCAACUGAUCACAGAAGAGAAGCUAGAGAAAGGAGACAUCCCUCUGUCAACCUAUAAUUGGUACAUCAAGGCUGCUGGAGGUUAUAUUAUAUCCACCCUGGUGAUCUUCACCUUUGCUGCCAAUGUGGGCUCUACUGCUUUCAGUUCGUGGUGGCUCUCAAUGUGGCUUAGUGCAGGGAGUGGAAACACUGAGGUGAUAGUUGGAAAUGGAACGGUCAUCAGUGACAAUAUCGCAGACAACCCUGACCUUUUUAUGUACCAGACUGUGUAUGGCUGCCUUAUUUUAGUGAUACUUGGAACUUCACUAAUCAGAGGAUUUGCAUUUAUGAAGACUACCCUAAAGGCUUCCAGCAGCAUGCACGAUCAAGUGUUUGUCAAAGUGUUCCGAAGUCCUAUGAGCUUCUUUGACACUACUCCUUCAGGACGCAUUAUAAAUAUCUUCUCCAGAGACAUGGAUGAAGUGGAUGUGCGUGUGCCUAUGACCAUGGAGACUUUCCUGCAGAAUAUUUGGUUAAUCACAAGUUCACUUGUGUUCGUCUGUUUGGUGUUCCCUCAUUUUCUUCCAUUUCUGGUAGUAUUGGCUAUCCUCUUCCUUUUUAUUAGGAGCAUCUUCAGGAUUGGAAUUCGUGAUUUUAAGAGGAUGGAGAAUAUUUCAAGGUCUCCUAUGUACAGUCAUGUCAGCACAACUGUGAAUGGGUUAGCCACUAUCAAUGCAUAUGGCAAACAGGAGAUGUUUACCAAAAAAUUUAUGGUAUUAUUUGAUGAAAACACGUGUGUCUUUUACCUGUUCAACUGUGCUAUGCGAUGGUUAGCUAUCCGACUUGAUCUUUUAGCUUUGUUGGUAAUGUCAAUCACAGCCAUACUCUCAUUGAUAUUACGAGGAUCUGUGGAAGCAUCUUUUGCUGGGCUGGCCCUGGCUUAUGCUGCCCAAUUAAGUGGCAUUUUCCAAUAUACUGUAAGACUUAGCACUGAAACAGAAGCACGCUUUACUUCAGUCCAGCGGAUUAGUAAUUAUACCAAGUGCUUAGCCUCAGAAGCUCCAGCUAUUAUAGAAUCAAAGAGACCAGAUCCAAACUGGCCCAAGUAUGGACGCAUAAGCUACCGAAAUGUGCAGCUGAAAUACAGACCAGACACACCUCUUGUUUUGAAGGGCAUCACAUUUGACAUCGAUUCAUUGGAGAAAAUAGGUGUAGUUGGAAGGACAGGUUCAGGCAAGUCUUCUCUAGGAGUAGCAUUGUUCAGGUUGGUUGAGCUAGCAGGAGGCAGUGUGCGAAUUGAUGGAGUAGACAUUUCAGACCUAGGCCUCGAGGAUCUACGAUCUCGCCUCUCAAUCAUUCCUCAAGAUCCAGUGCUUUUCAUUGGCACAGUCAGAUACAAUUUGGAUCCCUUUGAGAAAUAUACAGAUGAAGCUGUUUGGUCAGCUUUAGAACAGACAUAUAUGAAAGAAAAGAUUGCAAAUUUACCUUUGAAACUCAAUGCCCCUGUGGUAGAGAAUGGAGAGAAUUUCUCUGUUGGUGAACGUCAGUUGAUGUGUAUGGCUCGAGCCUUGCUGAGAAAUAAUAAGAUAUUGUUCCUUGAUGAGGCAACAGCUGCAAUAGACACAGAGACAGAUUCCAAGAUUCAACGUACACUACAAGAAGCCUUUAAAGCUUGCACAAUGAUUACCAUUGCUCAUAGAUUAAACACCGUGAUGGCUAGCUCCCGCAUACUGGUGUUGGAUGAUGGAAAAGUGGUUGAAUUUGAUACUCCUCGCAAUCUUAUGGCUAAUCCCCACUCAGCUUUUGCGAAGAUGGUUGCAGCUGCAGAGUCAUCUUUACUUCUGUAAAUGGGACUGAAGUCAUCUCAAUACCUCUGAAUUGACAAAGUGAUGUGUGUGUGUGUAUAUAGAAGACUGUAACUUACUUUUGUCUGCAUUAUUUAAUUACACAAUUUUUGAGUAUUGCAUACUCAAGAGGAGUAGGAUUUAUUUUCAUUUUCAUAUGUAUAAUUCUUCUAUUUGUAUGUGUAUAUUAGUAUGUACCCAAACAAACACACACACACACACACACACACACACACAC
Molecule: messenger RNA, 4521 nt
Organism: Penaeus monodon (black tiger shrimp)
Lineage: Eukaryota; Metazoa; Arthropoda; Malacostraca; Decapoda; Penaeidae
Product: multidrug resistance-associated protein 5-like
Biological process (GO): transmembrane transport
Cellular component (GO): membrane
Molecular function (GO): ABC-type transporter activity; ATP binding; ATP hydrolysis activity
Source: RefSeq, a predicted model, not a curated record